Sphaeroforma arctica JP610 is the source of this 213-nucleotide messenger RNA. RefSeq lists its product as hypothetical. The annotation marks the transcript as partial. Gene Ontology annotation, molecular function: RNA polymerase II general transcription initiation factor activity; protein heterodimerization activity; transcription coactivator activity. Lineage: Eukaryota; Ichthyosporea; Ichthyophonida. Gene Ontology annotation, biological process: DNA-templated transcription initiation; RNA polymerase II preinitiation complex assembly. The record is from RefSeq and is a predicted model, not a curated record. The transcript is spliced from 2 exons. Gene Ontology annotation, cellular component: transcription factor TFIID complex; SAGA complex.
AUGCGCACCAAUUCCUUGUUAACACACCACUUUGACUGCAUUUCGACGUUCCUAUUACUUGUCCCAUGCAUCCAAGGCUACGUGUCAGAAGUCUUGGAAAACGCCAAAGUCUACUCAGAGCAUGCGAGUAAAAACAAGGUUGAUGUGGAUGAUGUACGAUUGGCUAUUCAAUCCAAAGUCAACUUUUCCUUUACCGGGCCACCGCCUAGAGAG